GUAGUGCGCCACUGAAUUGCCGAAGUAAUUCACCAUCAACCCAUCAGAGGAAGAAGGCGGUCUAAAUCUGCCUCGGGUGUGCUGAUUCCUUUGUCGAGAGUUCUUCGUUUUAACGACGAUUUGAGUCCAAACUUUAAAGAUUAUUUCUUGAUAUAUGGAGCAGAAUUUCUAAGUAUCGCUUUUUUGAUAUUUAAGUCGACCCCCGUCGUUGGAUUGCGUGCGUCACAGCAGGGACAGCGUGGCGUCAGUUCAUGUGGAGGAGCCAUGUUGUUGGGCCAGCUCACCGUGUUCUUAUUCUAAUCGGGGCACACUGAAAACGGUACGAUAACUUCAGCCAUCGGGACCCGAGGAAACGGUUAACGAUGUCUGCGGAGGAUUUACACAAGAAGUAUGCCUCCGUAAUGGAGAGCAUGUUGAAGAGCGCAGUGGCUGAAACCACGAAACUUUUUGAAAACAUGGUGAAUGAACUCAAAUCAGAAAUAUCCCAGAUGAGGAAGGAGAACGAGGAUCUCAAAACCAGAUGUAUCCAGAUAGCGACUGCGGAUGUUCACUCGAGACAAAGCCUGUCUGCGCAGGUGGACGCCGACGCUUCUAUGAGAUGCGACACAGCUGUCCAAUGUGAUUUCGUUUCUGACAACACAAAAGGAGUGGAGCAGUGUCCACCAUUAGAAUCCCCUGUUCUGCAAAGGGCAGAGUACCCCAGUGAACAGAUCAACUACAGCUUGCAGGAGCACAACUAUGUUGUUUCAAGUAAUACAACAUCAAACACGACAUUUAUGGAUGUCAAAGAGGAGGAAUAUUGCUGUGAUUCUCCUGAACAGUCUUUCUUGAAGCAAGAGAAUGUUGAGCUUGCUGUGAUUUCUGGACAAAAGCAUGAUGAUGCUGGUUCAAAAGAGACUCUUUUCUGUGAAGCUGAAAACAUAGGUUCUACAACUGUGCAAACCCAAACAAAAAAUAAAAUUGAUUUACAGGAAGCCCAGAAUCAGCCAUAUAAUCUUCAGAAUUCUAUUGUUAUUUCUCUCAAAGAUGUCUUCAGGGGUGACGUUAAAGAAGAGACUGAAAAUGAAGGUGAAAUGAUGGAAAGAGAGACAGGAGAACAUCUGCCAACAUCUGAAAAACCUCAUAUUAUUCUUCAAGACAGUCACCAGACUAAUGAAACACCUAUAAACAAGUCAUCCAUAGUUUUGUUGGAACAUGGUGAUCAGCGUUACACAGACGGUGAGUUAGCCCAUUCAACUAAGUCAUUAGUCAACAAAGAAGUGGAAGAGAAAGGGCCUGAAGACUGUGUAGAAGAGACAAGUUACAAACCUGUUUCGACCAGUCGUAGUAGAAGAGGUCGGCCACGAAAGAAAAGACAACAAAAAAAAAAGGUCAAGUCAAUCUCAUCCAAAGUUUUACCAGUCCAACCAGGCUUGGGUGACCCAUCCGUUGAAGAACAUGGAUCUAAGGCAUUACCUUUACCCUGUUCAAAAGAUGGUGUUACAUCAAAGUCUUCAGAAGUGCUUCAAACUGAGCUUCACCCAAUUCAAGGGAGUUCCAAUACUUUUGUCAAAAGCAAGAAGAACAUGGAAGUCUGUUCUUUACCAGUCUCUGUUGAAUGCAAGGCGAAGGGUCCUGCCUCUAAAAAUCAAAAGAUCACUGAAUCUAAAAAGGCUUCAGUUGAAGUAAAAGAAAGAACUCCUAUUAUCAGUGAAAUAGAAACAUCCAAUACCUCAGUGUCCAAGUCAGAAAAUGUAGUGACUCUUCCCCACAAAGAAUGUUCCACUACUGCAAGUCUUCAGGACGCAAUCUUACUAGUUGAAGCCAUGAAUCAAUCAGCUGUGGAAAACACAGUACCCCAAUCUCAGAACUCAGCCCAAUCACAGACCCGAGGUUCUGCCAUCAAGCGUACUAUAAAUAAUGUUGGACAGAUGGCACAAAAAAUAAGCCUGCAACCUCUUAAAACUCUAACAACGAAAGCACUUGAUGCUUCUACUAGUAGAGGUGCAACAACCUUCGCAGAUUCUAUUAUCCCCAAGAUAAUUAUAGUACAAAAAAGAAAUCAAACAGUUGCUUGUGAUGGUGUUCCUCCUGUGACAGUAUUAUCAGAGAAGGCACUAACUCAAACCCCAACUACAUCACAAUUUCCUACACAACCUUUAAUAGUACAACCGAACAGAAAAACAAGAAUCAUACUUGUGCCAAGAACUGACUGUGGAUCAGCUUCUCAUAAGACAACUGGAGUGUGUCCUUUGAAACUUUCUUCCUGUACUAUGACAGAGAACCAAAAUAAUAACUUGCCUAAAAAUUCUGCAUAUGUGGAUUUACCUCUUUUACCCCCCUCCACCUCCCAAGCUCCUAAGAAAACAAUCAAAGUUAGCUACAAACAAAUCUUUCCAGAUGUGCAUUCGCUUACAAAAGCUGUUUCAGCCUGCCAGCAGUUGGAGUUUUCUCCACAACUAAAAAAAGUUGUUGAAAGUCAAACUGCACCUGACAAACCCAACUCAUUGGAGAAUCUUGAAUCAGUUGUUCAGUCUGAAUCAUUGGAGAUUCCAGAAUCAGUGGUUCAACGUGAGACGUUAGGUUUGCCUGAGUCAUUGGAGAUGUCCGAGUCAGUCAUUAACCCUGAGUCAUCGGAGAUGUCCGAGUCAUCGGAGAUGUCCGAGUCAGUCAUUAACCUUGAGUCAUCGGAGAUGUCCGAGUCAAUCAUUCAGCCCGAGUCAUCGGAGGUGUCAGAGUCAAUCAUUCAGCCCAAGUCAUCGGAGGUGUCAGAGUCAAUCAUUCAGCCCGAGUCAUCGGAGGUGUCAGAGUCAAUCAUUCAGCCUGAGUCAUUGGAGAUGCCAGAGUCAGAUGUUCAAUCUGAGACAUCAAAUAUGCCUGAUCCAUUGGAGAUUCCAGAGUCAGUGGCUCAGUCUGAGUCACUGGUGGUGCCCAAAUCAUUGGAGAAGCCACAACAACUUGAGAAGCAGGAAUUGGUUAAUCAACCAGAGUUCUCUGAGAACUCUAAGACAGUGGUUUUAAAAGAAAAGCAGGAUACUGAAGAAAUAACAACUCUGCCUGAAGCUUUAUCAAUGAAGAUCAGCACCACAUCACAGGAGGUAAAAUUGGCCUUAAUAGAUAAUAUGACAAUGGUAGAAAAUAUGGAUACAACUGACAGCAGUGACUCUUCCGAUCAGACAACUUCUCCUUCCAAAGUAGCUAACAUUUCUAAAGAAGCAUGUUCAAGUUCAGAUAAGUCAACUGAGCUACCAGGUUCUGUGUCAUCAAUAUUGUCUGUCCCCACUAAGCAAAAUGUAUCCCCUGUGGUUCGAUUAACUAGACUGCCUUUUUUUGUUUCAACCAAAGAGACUGUCCUCAUCUCAAGAUUAUCAUCAAAUGAGUACAUGAUAGACAGGAAGGACAAGGUAGGGCAAGAUAUUGAGCAGAAGAAUUCUGGCAUUUCCACCUCAACUUCCUCUCAAAAAGCUCAUAAAAAAGUCUCAGUAAAAUUAUCUGUAGCUUGCAACAGGAUAGACUCUUCACAGAAACUUGCUAUGAAAAGAAAACAAACAUCAAAAAAAAGACAAGAUGGCAAGCUGCAGCCAACUUCCAUUACAUUCAAGGAGGCAGUUGAAUCUGUCUUGAAGGCAACAGAUGAAACAUUCCCAACACCGCUCCCAGUGUCACCAAUGACCAAUCUCAGAGAGCCAUGCACGAGCAAUACUGACGGUGGCAAGGAGAAAUCCCGGCAAAAAUGCUCCAUAUUUUCCCGCCUUCAAAGUCAUCUGAAAGCUCACAUGGAAUCAAAAGCGGCUGCAAAAGAACCACCAAAUGACAUAAAGACUACCUCCAAAAACUCCAAGAAACCCAGGUUGGAGAAUGACAGUGUUUGUGAUGGGGAAACUAGCUCAGAGCUCAGUUGCUCUUCUAAAGCAGACAUUCCCAAAAAGUCAGUUGGAGAACCAGUCCAUUCCAAAAAGAGAGAAUCUGAAAAUUGUGAUAAAAAAUGUAAUGCGGAUGAAGGUUUUUCUACUUUUAAUAGUUGUAAUCAAGACAGUCUCAGUGUUAAACGGACUACAGAAGAAUCUACUAAUAAUUCUAAAAAGGCUAUUACGAAAUACAAAAGCAAUUCUAAAGUUUUAAAUGCUAAAGAGACAAAAGUUAAGAGGACCUACAGGAAAAAGAUAAAAAGCCCAACAAAACGAUUGAGAGAUGACCAAGGGGACUCUACAGUUGUAAAAAAAUGCAUUGGGAAACUCUGGUAUCCUCCUACCUUACCACCCAAUGAAGAGCCUUCAACAGAGAUAAGGAAACCUCCACGUGAAAAGGUCCAAGACAAAAUACCGUUCGAACCAUUCAAUAAAACCCCUAUUAUAUCGCCAUUGCAACCCUUGGCUGUAAUUGGUAAAUUUUUGCUGAGGAACCAGUGUGGGGUUUGUGGUCGUGUCUUUAGCAGUAGUGCUGCUUUAGAGAGCCACGUCAGCCUCCAUAAAUUAAAUCAACCUUUCUCGUGCUCACUUUGUGGAAAAAGUUUUCCAGACUCCGCUGCUUUAAAACGGCAUGGUCGUGUCCACCGCAAUGGUAGGAUCCAUGUCUGCCAUCAAUGUGGAAAGGGGUUUGUCUACAAAUUUGGCCUCUCCAAACAUCUCGAAAUGGUCCACGACAAAAUAAAGCGCUAUAUAUGCCAAACAUGUAAUAAAAAGUUCUUCACUAAACGAGACGUAGAAAUUCACAUUCGAAGUCACACAGGAGAAACGCCCUUUCAUUGUAACCUCUGUGAAAGAAAGUUCACAUCACAGGUAAAACUGAAUGUGCACCUGCGCUGGCAUAAUGGUGAGAAAAGACACUGGUGUCCAUACUGUGAUAAAGGAUUUUUAGACUACAACAACCUGAAAAGACACAGAUAUAUUCACACUGGAGAGAGACCAUGUUCCUGUCCAUACUGCCCCAAAAAUUUCACACAGAUUGGUCAUCUUAGGAAACAUGUUAGGAAUGUACAUAAAAAAGACAUUUGAGAUAUUGUCCUGUUCCCUUGUAUUGGUGGCAUAGCAUUUACAAGUUAUUUAUAGUGUAAUUUCUUUAACAAAAAAUUUGAACUGUGGAAUUUUUUUAGUGGGAGUGAGUAUGCUUACUGAUAGCUCUUCUUUUUAAAUGUUUUAUCAAAAGAUACUUCAGUUUUCUGUAAUAAUGGUUAGAUGUCUAAAAAUAUUGUUUUAAAAUAAAAAAAAGACUUAUAUCUAAAAUAAUGUUUUCUGAAACUGUUGUAAUAAUGCGUGUAAUAACUGUUUGGCUUUUUCAGCAAGAAAUGUAAAAUAUUUGAGUGAUUUGCUGAAAUGCUUAACAGAUUGUGCACUUCCACUACUUUAAACGAUAUGGUCGCUACUAAUUAGAAAAUAAAUUAAGUGGUUAACUUUAGUGUUAACUGUAAGAAUAUAUAGGAAAAGGUUUUUUUUUUUUUUUUUUUUUUACUUUUAUUUAGGUUUUAAUGUGUGCUCUUUAACCCACAUAGGAAAAAUGACAUAUUUUGGUUUUUAUGUCAAUUACUAGAAUGUAUGCCCGUUAUUUGGUGUGUAGUUAUGCAUGUUUUUAAAUGUAAUGUAACUUAUAUGAACAAUUUUGAAAUGAGUAAUUACCUAAGUUAGUAAUAAUGACAAUUGCAAAUGCCGUUCGAAGAUAAUUGUGUAAAAUUUAGUGUGCUAGGAUUUUAAAACUUUUCGAUAUAAUGGGGCAAAGUUUUUUUUGUUUUUUUUUGUGUUGAUUUUGUGUUUUCUCGAAGACCUUUUAAUCUGAAUGUAGAGUAAUAUUGUUCAUAACACAUUUUAUCUUUUACAAUGUACAUUUAAUUGUUUUGCUGAAUGAAUAUUUUGCUCAGGGAAGAGAAUAAAUGUCUUAAAAGGA
This is a messenger RNA of Oryzias melastigma (Indian medaka), 5856 nucleotides long. RefSeq lists its product as uncharacterized. The transcript has 5 exons. Gene Ontology annotation, cellular component: nucleus. Lineage: Eukaryota; Metazoa; Chordata; Actinopteri; Beloniformes; Adrianichthyidae. Bases 363 to 4973 code for a protein of 1536 amino acids. The record is from RefSeq and is a predicted model, not a curated record.